Messenger RNA from Aspergillus uvarum CBS 121591, 1124 nucleotides. Its product is annotated as zinc-binding alcohol dehydrogenase family protein. NCBI's taxonomy places the organism in Eukaryota, Fungi, Ascomycota, Eurotiomycetes, Eurotiales, Aspergillaceae. The transcript is spliced from 2 exons. The coding region runs from base 27 to 1124 and encodes 365 amino acids. Gene Ontology annotation, molecular function: oxidoreductase activity, acting on NAD(P)H. The record is from RefSeq and is a predicted model, not a curated record.
CACCACCACAGCCCCUGCUCUCCAAGAUGACACACCUCACGCAAACCGCCAUCGUCCAAACCCCCAAGGACAGCGACAACCCAACACAUCUCCCCCUCACCGUCUCCCCGACCGCCCCCAUCCCCUCCCCGCAAUCGCCACACCAUGUCCUCGUCCGCAUCCUGGCCGUCGCCCUGAACCCCAACGACCACAAGAUGGUGACCUACUUCAACAAGCCUGGCAGCAUCGCUGGCUGCGACCUCAGCGGCGUGAUUCAAACCUCCCACCCAGAGCACCCAGACCUGCCCGUCGGCACGCGCGUGUGCGGGGCCUUGUUCCCCUACAACCCCACCGACAAGGGCGACAACGGCUCGUUCGCGCAGUACUGCACCAUUGACGCGCGACUGCUGGUGAAGGUACCCUCGCACUGGAGCGACACCGAGGCAGCAGCGCUAGGCGUCGCGUGGUCGACAAUCUCGCUGGCGCUCAGCGAUCCGCAGGCGUUGGGGUUGGAGGGAUUGCCAUCGCGCACAGUGCAUCAGGCCGGCGAACCGGUCGUGGUGUAUGGCGGCGCAACUGCGUCCGGGACUUUCGCAUGCCAAAUGCUUAACCUAAUGGGCUACACCCCCCUAGCAAUAACAUCCCCACAAUCCGCCCCGCUGGCUCUGUCCUACGGCGCAAAGGGCACCGCAUCCUACACGGCCAAGGACUGCGUGGCCACGAUCCAAGCCCUCGCCGGAAAGCCCAUUCGAUAUGUACUCGACUGCAUCACGGACGCCGACUCCACGGCGCUGUGCUACAGCCUUCUAGCCCGCACGGGCGGCGUCUACGCCUGUCUCGAGGAGUGUCCCGCCGCGUGGCGGACCCGACGCGCCGUUCGCGUCAAGGAGGUAAUGGGGUUCCAGGUGCUGGGUACUGAUCUCAACCUCGGGGAGUCGGCGUACACCCGUCCAGGGGAUCCGGCGCUGCUGGCGAUCGGGAUGCAGUGGGCGAAGGAGGUGGAGGGGUUGAUGGCACGGCGGGAGAUCAAACCGCAUCCGCUGCGGGAGCUGAGCGGCGGGUGGGAGAGGAUUAUUGAGGGACUGGAGAUGUUGAGGAAGGGGGAGGUGAGGGGGGAGAAGCUUGUGGUGCGGAUUCCGCAGUAG